AUGCGAACUGUUUACAUAAUCGUUGCUGCGCUUCUGUUGAAAAUAUCUCAACUAGAUGGAACAUUUGCAAGGGCAAUCGCCGAUAAUCCUCAAGCCACGAUGACAGAGUUAAAUGUAGAAAAGGGUCUGACAUUUGUCAAACGGGAACAUCAGGUUCCAUUUGGUAUUGAUUUUGUCGGUUGCCGAGAUUGGACUGAUCCAAAUGGGAUGAAUUGCAACACUGAUGAAGGCGACACUCUUUGCACCGAACAACGACCUGUACUUUGUGUCAAGGUAGACAAUUCACCUCGACCGGCUUAUUUCGUAUAUGGAAGUGGUGCUGCUAUGCCUCCUGAAUUCUACGCUGGUUGGAAUCAUGGGCAUAUAGCAACGACAUUGCCCGUAGCAGGCUCUAGUUUUAGUACCAAAGCAGAUGUUGAUGCAUAUUGUGCUCAGGCUUUCGGUGCUGGUUGGCGGUUGGCCACAUUUCAUGAUGCAAUGUACAUUAGCGGCAUGAAUGGAACAAUAUAUGCUGGAGAUAGUUGGACAGCAAAUACUGCUUUGAUGCAAACCGGUGGUUGGCACUACUAUUCGUAUGGUGAUGUUCGCAAUGACAUGCGCUUUUGGGUACAUAUUCGAGAUCGACCAGCGAAUUGUUGGAGCAAUUAA
Messenger RNA from Rotaria sordida, 648 nucleotides. The record is from the annotation of a GenBank genome assembly. NCBI's taxonomy places the organism in Eukaryota, Metazoa, Rotifera, Eurotatoria, Philodinida, Philodinidae.